Messenger RNA from Cyprinodon variegatus (sheepshead minnow), 1842 nucleotides. RefSeq names its product interleukin 15 (gene il15l). Gene Ontology annotation, molecular function: cytokine activity; cytokine receptor binding. NCBI's taxonomy places the organism in Eukaryota, Metazoa, Chordata, Actinopteri, Cyprinodontiformes, Cyprinodontidae. Gene Ontology annotation, biological process: immune response; neutrophil activation; positive regulation of T cell proliferation. Gene Ontology annotation, cellular component: extracellular region. Bases 431 to 937 code for a protein of 168 amino acids. The transcript has 4 exons. The record is from RefSeq and is a predicted model, not a curated record.
CAAAGUGAAAUGCGUGUGAAGGCUCUUCUGUACACAGUUUCUCUGCAUACCAUUUGUCUAACUUGCCCUUCCUCCUCCCAGCUCUGGGACCGUGUGAAAACAGAGACCUGCACAGGAGUGAAGACAUGCAGCACAAAGUGAACUUUACCUUGCUGGAUCAUAAAUAGAAGCUGUGGUUUCCUGGAGCGGCUGUGGAUCCUGUAGGAAGGAGGGAUGAGGCUUAACACAUCUGAAGCAUUUUGUUUUCCUACCAGUUGUAAAAAACACUGAGCCUUUUGCUCCAUCAGAGGGGGACUUCUGGGACCUGCAGUCUUGGUCUCCCAUUAGCUGGAACGGAUCUGCCAGUUUGCUGCUGGUGAGGAUGUGGAAGCGAGGGACUUCAGGGGUCUGAGGAUAAUGCCAUGCAGUUGAUGGUUUUGCUGCUUGUGCCAUGCUAAGAGGCAGUUCACCUCUCGCGAGUGUGUUUUUUUGUUCUGUGUGUCUGCUGGUGGCGCUCAGCCAAAGAGCAACUACCCCCAGAAAAAGAGGCUGCAUCCGAGACAUUACCCAUCAGGUGUCUACACUUAUGAAUUGCUCUUCAAUGCAGGAAUUGGAGGACCUUAAGCUCUACACACCAAAUCGUACCAGCUAUGAGCAAUGUCCUCGUGCUACCUUUACAUGCUUCAGAGAUGAGCUGAGCGUCAUAUCGAAUGAGUUGGUGAUCUAUGGCCUGGGCAAUAAUCGAACAAAGAGUAUCCUAAAAAGGAUGUCGUUCCUGCUCCUACAGCACAAUAAGCCGGAAUCAGGUUGCUUGCAGUGUGAACUCUUCGAGCAGAAAGAUGUAAGGAAGUUCCUUGGAGCACUUUUAAAUAUUCUUCAAAUGGUGAAUAGUGAGAAAUGCAAAAGGGAGAAUAUCCAGGUUGCCCAAAGAACAACUUUUUCGGAAGGAGACUUUUAACAAAGACAACCUGCCUGAUGAACAAGUCCUUCGGUGUGUUCGAUCUGGAACAAGAGGUCAAAAUAGAGGUUUGGGCCAUGAAUGUUCUAGUUCUGUUUGUUUCCGAGGCCGUACCAACUGAGUGCUCAGUGGAUGUUCUGGAGGGACCAGUGACCAGCAGAAGAUCGGUCGGCAUGUUAAAGGUUCUCCCAUGCGACUCGUUGACAGAGCAGAAUCGGAUGAGAAAGUUGGAUAGAGAUUCUCUGGAGCCAAUCAUGGAUCAGAUCUAAAGAACUACUUUAUCUCCAAAAUGUGAGCAACACAACUUUGUACAAUGAAAAAACACAGAUUGCUCAAUCCUGACAUGCUUCCAACAUGUUGUGGUUUCCAGGGUGACCCUGACUUUCCUAUGGGAGUUAAAUGAAUAACAGGGUGGGUGGGAAUAUGGGAGAGGCUAACAGAUCGCUGUCUGUACCACAGCUGGGAAAUAAACAUACCGAAUAUCUUUUGUUUCCAAAGAAAUGCUGUUUCUAAUAAAAACCUCUUUAAAAGUCGUCCCCUGUUGUUCUGGGUCUGACUGGAAUGUUUUUAUACCGGUAUAUGUUUUAUUUUCUUGACUUUCCUUGUUUGAAUCAUCCCAAAAGUAUCUUGUAUAUUUUAGCUGGUAUUAGAAUGCUACAACUAAAACUACAGGAAUUACUUUCCAUAAGUACCUCCUAAUUUAAAGUAUGGCACUGUAAAAGUACCUACAUAAGUAACAUGUAACCCUAAAAACACCCAUAUACCCCAGCCUAUAACCUUGCUAUUACUCUCUAGUAACACAUGGUCUUAGUUUCCCAUCAGUUAUGAAUGCAGGCAUAGAUCUCAGCUUUUUGACAUGAGACAAAUUCCUGUUUUAAACCCGUUUUAUAGAACUGGCAGCUACG